AUGCCGCCGAAAUUAUCAAAAGUUGCUAAUAAACACAACGGAGUUAAAGGCGUCGAAGCCUUAGAAAAUAGGCACGAGAAGAUAAAACGAGAACUUCGUGAUAAUUUGUCUGAUGCCAAUGGUCGAUUAACCAAAUCUGAAUCUGCAAUCGUUGAAUUGAAAAAUAUCAUAACACAAAAAGACGAGGAAAUUGCUGAACUGAAGUUGACAUUGAUGAAUAAAAGAGAUAUAGAAAAUCAACUGAAAAAUGCGCAGAAAGCUCUGGAGUCCAGUCAACGAUCAUCAGAAUUCGUUUCGAAUCAAGUGGCGAAUCUUCAUCGCGAAAACAAUAAUCUGAAAGAUAAAAUCAAUUUCUUGAAUAAUAACAUUCUGUUAGCUGAAAGAAACAAGGAAGAAUCGAUGAGAGACGCUGUUCUGGCAAGAAAUUCUGAAAACAUUCACAGAAAGAAGGCAUUGGAUAUGAAUAAUAAACUGAACAGUCUGAAACUUCAAUCUCCUAGUGGUGGAACGAAGCUGAAAAAAUACGGGGAUAUUCGGAAAACCGAUACCAAAAUUUCCCGAUUUAAACGAUGUCUUGAGUUUCUGAAGAAAGAUGUAGACGAGGACGACUUCGAUGCAUUCAUCACUGAUUUCUGUCAUUAUAUCGCAAAGGAUCCAUCUUUUUCAUACAAGAAUUGCUUAUCAGACAUGGAUUCGUUCCUGGCAGUUGUCAAAUUCAAGUUCUCGGAUACCGUUCUGAAAGAUCUGAAAGCUUUUCUCACCGAAAAAUUGGGGUAUGACAUCUUCAGUUCUCGUAACAAAAUCGAUAAUCUUCGCAAACUCCACUCGACUGUUGACGAUUAUGAGAUCACCACGAAAGAAACUAUGAAAAAAGUGGGAUCGCGAGAAGUCAAUGCGAAAUCGGCAAUCAUUAAAGCAAAAGACGUAUCCGCAUUAAUCUGUAUGCGACUCGAAAGACUAUCUGAUAGCAAUCAGCUCCGAUUCAAGAGUGAAGAUGAUCCUGUUGUUGUCGGAUACGGCGGUGAUAAGGGUGGAUCUCAAACCAAACUCUGCAUCAUGUUUGGUAGUAUCGAUCAGCCGAACAAUCCCCACAGUCUUCUACUUGUGGGAAUGUAUGACGGAUCCGAUGACUACAAGUCACUGCAGGAUAAUAUGGGCUCGGUGUUCGAACAGAUUAAUGAGUUAUCCACGCUGACAUAUAAGGAGAAAGGCCAUGUGAUCACUCGUCCUGUCGUCGUCGUUGCCAUCGGCGACUGUAAAUUCUUAUCCUCGAUUUUAGGUCACGCAGGACAGUCCUGUUCGACGCCAUGUUUCUGUUGCAAACUGGCAUGGUCAUGUAGACCUCCACACGCAACUCUUCUUGCUGACUUCGAUUUCUCGAUCGCUGCUGAUGAAUACGAUCCGGAAGACUUGAAAAGUCCACUUUUGAAUCUUCCACCUUCCUCUGUCGGUCCACCCAUUCUUCAUGUGAUGCUCGGAAUCGUCCAGAACUACGUCUUGAAUCCUCUCGUAGCGUUGUGCAAUGUUCUCGAUUAUGGUGAAGAUUUGCCAGAUGAUUUAAAAGACCAGAAAAAGAUGCUUCGAACGUUGGAACAGGAAGAAUCAGAUUAUAAAGGACGUGUUGAAGUUCUUGAAUCCUCAGUUCGUUCAAUUGAUUCAUUGGUAGAAGUUGUGAAGAAGACAAAGAAUUCUGGGAAGAAAAAAUCGAUAUGUCAUCAUGUUGUCAAUCUGAGCAUUGUUUGA
Messenger RNA from Caenorhabditis remanei, 1743 nucleotides. RefSeq lists its product as uncharacterized. The coding region runs from base 1 to 1743 and encodes 580 amino acids. NCBI's taxonomy places the organism in Eukaryota, Metazoa, Nematoda, Chromadorea, Rhabditida, Rhabditidae. The record is from RefSeq and is a predicted model, not a curated record. The transcript has a single exon.